Messenger RNA from Talaromyces atroroseus, 3339 nucleotides. RefSeq lists its product as hypothetical. The record is from RefSeq and is a predicted model, not a curated record. The coding region runs from base 1 to 3339 and encodes 1112 amino acids. Lineage: Eukaryota; Fungi; Ascomycota; Eurotiomycetes; Eurotiales; Trichocomaceae. The transcript is spliced from 5 exons.
AUGGCGCCAACAACAAUAACAAUAACCUCUUCUCCCCCUCCAUCAUCGUCGUCGUCAUCGUUUGUCUCAACUGCAGAGCGCAAAUAUGGUCGCAAUGCUCUGGCCAAUCUCUUCGACAAAAGGGCAAAAGACCCUUCUUCCUCGAAGCGGGUGUUUGCGCAUGUCCUCAAGACGCCCAAUCCAGCAGAUGGGUUUGACAGUAUCACAUUCUCUACCGUGGCAAAUGCAAUUAAUAGGGCUGCGUGGUGGCUCGUCAAUGAUAUCGGGCUCGCCGAUGGAGAUGUGUUUGGAUAUAUGGGACCUCCUGAUCUGAGAUAUCUUAUCCUGAGUAUGGCGGCAACAAAGACCGGUAGGAAGAUCAUGCUACCGUCGUUGAGAAAUACAAUUCCGGCACAAAUAACGUUGUUCGAACGCACCAACACCCGUAUCAUUCUCUACGGAGGCGAAUUGGAAAAGAAUCUACAGUCACUAUUUGCAGCAGUGCCGGCAAUCGAGAAGAGAGAGGCACUUGGAUACCAGGAACUUAUUGAUGAGACCAGCGUACCCCAUUACGAGGCGCAGGAACUGUCAGACGAAAAGCUACAUGAGCCGAUUUUCCUUCUACACACGUCUGGCUCUUCAGGAAACCCUAAGCCUGUCGGACAGAGUGCGGCAUUCUGGCUGCGUGCGCUUGCCUUCCUCGAUGUCCCUGAUGACGGCGGGAUUCAUAAUGUUGUUAACGUUGUUGGAGGAAAAGCUCUGUUGCAAUUUUUUCCUUCGUUUCAUAUGGCCGGACUAUACUUUCAAAUACUGGCAGCAUUUCUGGAUAAGUCUUCAUUGAUCUUGAACCAUGCAGCAGCACCAAUCACAGGCGAACAUGUCCUCAAAAUGCUCAACUACGGAGUUGCAACUGCAUUAGCUGCCGCUGAUUCAAUUCUGUCAGACCUGUCGAAGUCCAAGGAAGGCCUCGACGCUCUCUCCAAACUCGACAUGGUCGUCUACGGCGGCGGGCCUCUCUCGCCACAAACCGGAAGCACGCUCGCCCCAUACGUGAAGAAUAUGUCCAGCCUCCUUGGAAUGACCGAAAACGCACUUUUCCAUUGUGUCCAGCUGAAAGGCACCAGUCACUGGGACUGUCUCAAGUUCAACAGCCACGUUGGGUAUCAUUUCGCGGAGGCAUCGCCCGGUAGAUAUGAGCUGAUCAUCUCAUUCAGUCCGAAAUACGCCAUGUUCCAUCCUGCUGCCUUGAUUUUUCCCAAUUUGCGGGAAUACGCAACGAAAGAUCUCUAUUCACGCGUGCCCGGAGUUCAGAAUUGCUACCGCUACGAAGGCCGCAAGGAUGAUCUGAUUGUUCUCUCAAACGGCGAGAAGAUCAACCCACGUCCCAUGGAGGCGAUAGUGGCCAGUCAUGCGGCGGUCCAGAGUGCGUUGUUCGUGGGGGAAUACCGGUUCCUGCCGUCACUACUCAUCGAGCUUCGAGAUGGAUACGCAGUGAACAAUGAAGAAGAGACUCGGGCAAUGGUUGACACGCUUUGGGGAACCAUUAGCAAAGCCAAUCUGGAAGCGCCGCGGUUCUCGCGUGUGCCAAAGUCGCUGGUUUAUAUUCUUUCGCCCGCCGAGUCGUUCAGUCGAAGUGGGAAGAUGACUGUUCAGCGGCAAAUUACGGUUAGCAAGUUUGCUGCUCAGAUUGAUGCACUCUAUGCGGCUGCUGGGGAGGGUUUGUUGACCGAGGGAUUGGGGCCGUUGGAUUCGUCUAGCCCUGAAUCAAUGGUGAAGCUGGCUAGGAAUUUGUAUAUACAGGCUUUAUUUUCUGAAGACGCAGAGAAUAAAGGGCUGGGGGAUGAUGACGACGUGUUUGAACUAGGCAUGGACUCACUGCAAGUGGCUGUGUUGGUUCAGAAAUUGAAAGCUGCACUGAGGACACAGAAUCUCAAGGCUGCUAGCGACAAGAUUAGUCCACAUUUCUUCUAUACUUCGCCAUCAAGCAGCAAGCUCGCUCGCUCAAUUGAUCAUCUUAUCAAUGGAGCGGAUAGUGUCAAGGGUCACGGCAUCGACAUGUAUACCGAUCGGCGGGCUCGCAUACAAUAUAUGAUUGAUAAAUAUUCCACAGGUCUAGACGAGAAACUCCCACCAAAGGGAACGCGUGCAGAUAACCUGACAGUCAUCCUCACCGGAUCCACAGGCUCAUUGGGGAGCUAUCUACUUCAUUCUCUGACCGAGUCACCCCGAAUAUCCAAGGUGGUCUGUCUCAACCGGUCUACCAAGUCUCAACAGAGGCAGACAGCAGGCAACAAGUUGAAAGAACUACCCACACCAUGGGAAUCGUCAGAUAGCGACAAGACAAAAUCCAAAACAGCCGUGCAAUUCCUGACAGCAGACUUUUCGAAGCCGGACUUGGGUCUCGGAGGAGAAACUUACAGCCACCUCCUAGCGACAGUCGACGCGAUUAUCCACUGUGCAUGGAAAGUCGACUUCAACCAUACCAUUGAGUCCUUCGAGAAAGGGCACAUUGCAGGAACACGCCACUUUAUCGACUUUAGCAGGAAAUGUCAGUAUCGGGCUCCAAUUGUGUUUAUUUCGAGUAUCUCGACGAUAUUCAAUUGGAGGCACACGCACCCUGGCCAGGCCGUACCGGAAUCAAGUAUCCAUGACGUCGACAGUCCCGAGUUUCUGGGGUAUGGAGAGUCCAAGUACGUGGCGGAAAGAUUGGUGGAGGCGCACAGUGCGUCGUCGGGGUUUACGUCUUCUUUCAUGAGGGUCGGCCAGAUCGCGGGCCCCGUGUUGUCGACUGCAGGUGUCUGGAAUGUGCAGGAAUGGUUUCCUAGUAUGCUCGCUAGUUCGAAAUAUCUGGGUCUACUUCCGGACUCCCUCGGGACAAUGGUUAUUAUCAAUUGGAUUCCCGUGGAUGUUCUGGCAAGGGUUAUUGUCCAGCUGUUGGGCACGACUUAUGAUGCUAGUGCCAGCAGCUCGCUUCUAGUAUACAAUCUAGUGAACCCUAGGGCUGUGCCAUGGUCUAAUCUACUGGAUACAGUCCGCAGGGAGUUUGGCGGACCUGACAAGACCCGUACUGUCUCGUUGACCGAGUGGGUAGAGGCGCUGGAACGCAGCGCGCAGGACAAUUACGGGUUUGUUGUGGAGAGCAAUCCAGCCAUUAAGUUGCUUGGUUUCUGGAAGAACGUGGCAGGCAAGAAUAAAAAUACUCGCUUUGUUGAGCAGGCGGCAAAUGGUGAGAGUACUCACGGAAAGCUUCGAGGGGAAUUUGAAGUCACGGGCCUUCAGAGAGAUAGCUCCGAGGCAUCGAGUUUGAAGGCUGUCUCGGCUGAGUGGAUGAAGAUAUGGUUGAAGCAGUGGGCUUUUUGA